Raphanus sativus (radish) is the source of this 3082-nucleotide messenger RNA. RefSeq lists its product as uncharacterized. The record is from RefSeq and is a predicted model, not a curated record. Bases 207 to 2816 code for a protein of 869 amino acids. Lineage: Eukaryota; Viridiplantae; Streptophyta; Magnoliopsida; Brassicales; Brassicaceae. The transcript has 10 exons. Gene Ontology annotation, molecular function: protein binding.
AGAAAAGAGGAAAAAGAAAACAAAUUAAAACGAGGGUGGAAAAAUCUCGAGAGGGUUUUCUUAUAUCAUCAAUCAUCCAUCCCCCUCCCUCCUCCGUAUUCUCGCCGCUGACAAAAGACACAAAGCAUCGUUUUAUAUAUAUAUAUAUAUAUUCUAUCCAGCAGAUCCGAAAGAGAGAGAGAGAGAGGCAGGUGACGGCGGAUAAGAUGAGCAGCAGCAGCAGCAGCAAGGUCGUUGUGGGAGCGAGAAAGGGGGAUAAUGGAAUGAAGGAUAUCCCGUCAGGGUCUAGAAAAACAGUAGAGAGCUUGAAGGAAAUCGUCAACUCUCCCGAGGCUGAGAUCUACGCUAUGCUUAAAGAGUGCGAUAUGGAUCCUAACGAAGCCGUUCAUCGCCUCCUCUCUCAAGAUCCUUUUCACGAGGUGAAGAGCAAAAAAGAGAAGAAGAAAGAGACAAGGGAUGUACCAGAUUUCCGGUUUCGUGGUGCUAAUAAUACAUACAACCGCGGUGGUAGAGGUGGCUCUGAUCGCUAUGCUGGACGAAGUGCAUCUACCCGUCUCAGCUCUACUGAUUCUGGAAACGUCCAGGGAAAAUCUACACACAAGAAAGAAAGUGGAACUCAGGGUUACACAAGCUCUUGGUCUUCUGCCUCUGGAGUGCCAAACCACCAGCAGACACCACACAGUGAGUCUGUUGUAACGGAAAAUAAAUUGCCGUUGCCAUCUGCUACCGGAGAUGGAAUAUCACUAUCACAGCCUGCUUCUGGACAUCAAACUGCAUGGUUUGGAGCUCCAGGCCAGAUGUCUAUGGCUGACAUUGUGAAGAUGGGUAGACCACAGAACAAGACAACAAACUCAAAACAAAAUGCCAAUAUGCGUUCUGAGAUUAAUCACGAGCAUGAAGCUAAUGCAAAUCACCAGGCCCCUGUUAAAGAAGAGUGGCCGACGAUUCAGAAGCCACUAGCUCCUGGCACAUCUUCUGUAUCAGUAGCAUCAGCCGAGUCAGAGGUAUGCGAUGGUCAAGCUGAUUUCCAAUCCGCCAGAGUAGAUCAGCAUCUGAGCGACCGGUUAGAAGAUAUUCAUUUAGCAGAAAAUGGCCCUUCUGAUAAUCUUGGAGUAGAUCAAGUGCAACCUGACUCGGUUGCUGGUAAAAUUGUCCAAGAAGAUGACUCUGGAGUUCCGUCUGAAUUUAACGAGAAUCAGUACGCGUAUCAGACGCAGAGCCAUCCUGUAGACCACCACAAAGAUGAAGAUGAAGUUUCAUAUGGUUCAGCGGAAUUUCAACCACUAACUGUAGAUAGUCAUGACCAAGGAGCCUCGCAUGAAGAGGAUAGACGUGCUGUCGUUAUUCCAAAUCAUUUGCUAAUCAACACAGAAGAAUGCUCACAAUUAAGUUUUGGAAGUUUUGGAGCUUUUGGAACAAGGCCUUUGAGCAACAACGCAGAAGAGACUCCUGAUGUAGCUCAACAGAUCGAACAUUCAGAUGCAAGAAAUACUGAGUUCUAUGGAGAUGAACAUGUUGAAAGCACGGUCAAUGGAAAUAUGGGCCACGCACCUGCUGCUGGAAGUUAUGAUGAUUCUUUAGAAUCUAGGAGAGAGGAUUCGGAGCAAGAGAACCCCGAGCACCAGUACACAUAUGCUCAGUCUGAGCCAGAGUACGCUAAGCAGCAGAUGAAUACUGCAUAUGAUGCAUCACAGACACAUGCACAGGAUCAGGAUCAGAUGCAGAAGCCCGAGACUGUUCAGGACCACCAGUACACAUUUGCUCAGUCUGAGGCAGGGUACACUAAACAGCAGCUGAAUACUGCAUAUGAUGCGUCACAGACACAUGCACAGAAUCUUGCUUCGUUAUCGAAUGUGAUGGGGUAUGCACACUCAGUUCCCAAUAGUUUAUUGGCGCAAACUGCACAAAAUGCGAGGGAUCUUGAAUUCCAGUAUUCAACUUUUGCACAGUCUAUGCAGUCAAGAAACAGCAACAAUGCUUCAUCACUUGGUGGCCAAAGCAUCUCCAUGCCAGAGGCGCUCCGGGGCAGUGGAAAUCCGGCGGCGGCACAGCCAACGCAGCAAAACUUACCCGGUGCUAAUAUCAACGCAACUGGACCAGCUCUUCCUCAACAGCUUCCAAUGCAUCCUUACUCUCAACCCACAAUGCCGCUAGCACACUUUGCAAACAUGAUCAGUUACCCUAUGAUGCCUCAGAACUAUCCAUACAUGCCAUCCGCUUUCCAGCAAGCGUUUGCUGGUAACAGUUCAUACCACCAGCAACAACUAGCUGCCUUGCUUCCGCAGUACAAAGCCAAUCUCUCUCCCAGUAAUUUGCCUCAGUCUGCAACAGCUCCUGCUUCCGCUUAUGGAUUUGGAAACUCCUCCGCCAAUGUUGGAUCCGCUGGAAACUUCCCUCUUAACCAACAACCGUCUGCUCCUGCCGGUUAUGAAGAUGUUCUGAGUUCUCAAUACAAAGAGAACAGUCAUCUGUUGGCACUCCAGCAGCAACAACAGCAUCAGCAGCAGCAGAAUGAUAACUCAGCGAUGUGGCAUCACGGGCAUGGUUCGAGGACCAUGUCAGGUGUUCCAGCUAACACUUACUACAACCUCCAAGCACAACAACAGCAGCAACUCCAACAGAGUCAGCAAGCAGCAGGAGGGUAUCGUCAAGCUCAGCAACAACAGCAUUAUGGAUCUCAUGGCUACCCUAAUUUCUAUCAGUCCCAAACAGAAAUGUCGCACGAGCGCCAGCAGCAAAACCCUAGAGAGGGUGCAGGAGGAGCUCAGCCCUCGAAUCAAACCCAGCAGCAGCAGCACUGGCAAAACUCUUACUAAAAAUAAAGAAAGUGAGUGUUUUUUUCUUUAAGCUCCUUUCUGUUAUAGAGAGGUUUGUGUUGGCGAGGCUGAAGAGGAAAUGGAUAUGUUCUGAAUGUAUUUAUUAUAUAAAUCAUCAUCAUCAUCAUCCUUUUUGUAGCUUAAGAAACCUUUUCCUUAACCUGUCUCGUCUUUUCAUGUCCUUGAUGUUUGUUUAAACGUUUUGUUAAAAGAUCUCCUAGCUUUGGGCUUUAACGUGAUUUUGAAGCUAGUUGACAACACCUUCA